Didymodactylos carnosus is the source of this 1125-nucleotide messenger RNA. Lineage: Eukaryota; Metazoa; Rotifera; Eurotatoria; Philodinida; Philodinidae. The record is from the annotation of a GenBank genome assembly.
AUGUUAGCACCCAUCUCGGGCUAUGACAAGAAACCACUAAUGUCGUUAGAAGAAACUGUCAAGCCUCUUCUCAACAUCCUUCCUGAACUGACACUAUACAUUUGGGUUGCUAUGGAAAACUCGAAACAUGGUUUGGAUGGUCUCAUUUCUGAUGAGUCAGCUGCUAUUCAUUUAUACACAAUGGAAUGGAGCGGACAGAAAAAUAGUUUAUAUUAUUUGCUUAAUUGUGCAUUACGUGAGAUUGCUCGUCAGCGACUCAUUCCAUGGUCUGGAUAUUUGAAAUUAUUGUUAACAGCUCUGUUCAAACUACCACCGGUGGAAGCCACGGUUUGGAGGGGUGUACGCGCAGAUUUAAGUCAAGAAUAUGUUGAAGGCAGUUUUCGCACAUGGUGGGCACUAUCAUCUUGUACGAACAGAAUUAAAGUUCUUGAAUCACCUUCGUACAUUGGAAACGUAGGUGUUCGUACUCUGUUUUCUAUUAAUUGUCAAAACGGAAAAUCGAUUCGAACUCAUUCAUAUUUCAAGAAAGAAGAUAAAAUAUUGUUGAUGCCGGGUACGUGUUUCGAAGUUGUUACUGAAAUGAAUUUAGCAGAAGGUCUGCAUAUUAUUCAUCUGCAAGAAAAAGAGCCGCCGGUUCAACUGCUAACAUCGCCUUUCGCUUUGGCUACAAAUGUAUCACAAAACUCAUCUACGCUAGCGGAUGCUGAUGACAUUGCUACACCCGAGAAAAAUAUUCUUGGAAAUUUGUCGACUCGAGCUGAAGUAAGCUUUACACCAGAAAUCAUUAGUACGGAAGUUAUACGCGAAGAUGCUCCCAUUAUUCAAUCCGUAGAAGAGCCGAUUAAUACUCCGCCGUUUGUCGGUUACUCAACAAAAGAACUAUCACUUGUCAACACGUCAUUUGGUUCAUCGGAUGCCAAAAAUACAGAGCCUAAAUUUUUGCCCCGGAUUUCAUUAUCUCCUAAAUUUCAGCUUGCUUUACUAUGUACAGGCGAUAACUGCCAGUUAGCAGAUGAACUAAAAAGUAUUUUCCGAAAUUCGUUUGUAACUCUUUCAAAUGUUGACAUAUGUGGAAAAUAUAUUGCAUUAAUGAACGCUUUUCAGCUUGUAUUCAUCGUCAGCUGA